AAUUCAAGUUCGAAAAAAGUUAGCUUUAGGACGGUGUGUUUACGUAGUUGUUGCACAAGUGUGGUUACAAUAUUGUCUUUUGAUCAUAUAUUUAUGAGGAUUUGGAUGAAAGGUUUAACCUGUCUUUGGUGAGCUACAACGGACUCAAUACGGAACUAAAAAGCUCGUAUCAAAAUGUACAUAAAAUCUAUUAUUUUAGAGGGGUUCAAAUCCUACGCAGAGAGGACAGAAAUCAACGGAUUUGAUCCACUUUUUAAUGCAAUCACUGGGUUAAAUGGCAGCGGGAAAUCUAACAUUUUGGACUCAAUAUGCUUUCUCCUUGGAAUAUCCAAUUUAUCUCAGGUGAGAGCAACCAACCUUCAAGAUCUGGUGUACAAGAAUGGACUGGCUGGAAUCACGAAAGCCACUGUGUCAAUCACUUUUGACAAUUCAGACAAAAAGCAGAGUCCACUUGGAUUUGAGACACAUGAUGAAAUCACUAUAACCAGACAGGUGGUAAUCGGGGGAAGAAACAAAUAUCUCAUCAAUGGGGUGAACGCCAACAAUACUCGAGUCCAGGAUCUGUUUUGCUCCAUUGGCCUCAACGUGAACAACCCGCAUUUCCUUAUCAUGCAGGGGAGAAUCACUAAGGUCCUGAACAUGAAGCCACCUGAGAUUCUUGCCAUGAUUGAGGAGGCGGCUGGAACACGCAUGUAUGAAUGCAAGAAGAUCAGCGCACAGAAAACCAUUGAGAAGAAAGAGGCCAAACUCAAGGAAAUCCAGACGAUAUUGGAUGAGGAGAUUACUCCAGCAAUGCAGAAACUGAAGGAGGAAAGAUCAUCUUACCUGGAGUACCAGAAGCUCAUGCGCGAGAUUGAGCACUUGAGCAGGUUGUAUGUGGCCUACCAGUUUGUGUGCGCUGAGGAGACCAAGCUGAAGUCGUCUGAGGACCUCCAGAGCAUGCAGGAUGCCAUCGGCAAACUGAAGGAGAGCAUGCUGGAGAACGAGGGCAAAGUCAAGGCACUCUCCCUGGAGAUCCAGGAGCUGGAGAACAACCGAGAUAAGGAGGUGGGCGGCAUUCUGAAGUCUCUGGAGGAUAACCUGUCUGAGGUGCAGAGGGUGGACGCCAAGGCUCAGAGCGCGCUGGACAUGAAGAAGCAGAACCUCAAGGACGAGACCAAGAAGAGGAAGGAGCUGGUGAAGAGCAUGGAGGAGGACAAAAAGAUGCUUGCCUCCAAGGAGAAGGAGGUGUCCAAGGCGACGGAGGGUCUGAAGGCAGUGCAGGAGAAGGGCCAGAAGGAUGCCGAGGCUUUGGAGGCCGCCCAGCAGCACUUCCGCGCCGUCUCUGCCGGCCUGUCCACCAACGAGGACGGAGAGGAGGCCACGCUGCAGGGCCAGAUGAUGGCCUGCAAGAACGACAUGAGCAAAGCAGACACGGAGUCCAAACAGGCCCAGAUGCGUCUGAAGCAUGCGCAGCAGGAGCUGAAGACCAAGCAGGCCCAGGUGAAGAAGAUGGACAGUGGCUACAAGAAAGACCAGGACUCAUUCGAAGCGGUCAAGAAAUCCAAGGACAAGCUUGAAGCUGAAAUGAAAAAGCUCAACUAUGAAGAUGGCAAAGAGGAGGGUUUGAUUGAGAGGAAGAGACAACUGUCCAAAGAAGUCCUUCACCUGAGGGAGAAGUAUGAGUCUCUGAUGGGCCAGUUCCCUAACCUCCGCUUUGAGUACACAGACCCAGAGCGGGGCUGGGACAGGAGCAAGGUGAAGGGUCUGGUGGCAAGCCUGUUCUCGGUUAAAGAUGUGUCCACUGCCACAGCGCUGGAGGUUGUUGCCGGAGGCAGGCUUUACAACGUUGUUGUCGACAAUGAGGUCACUGGCAAGAAACUUCUGGAAAAGGGGGAACUGAAGCGGCGCUACACAAUUAUUCCCCUCAACAAAAUAGCAGCCAGGACCCUGAAUGCAAAUGUCGUGAAAAACGCAAAGGACCUGGUGGGUCCGGAUAACGUCCACACAGCUUUGUCCCUGGUGGGCUACGAGUCUGAACUCCAGAAGGCCAUGGAGUAUGUCUUUGGUACCACGCUGGUGUGCGACACUCUGGACAACGCUAAAAAGGUGGCCUUUGACAAGCGUGUCACCACCAAAACCGUUACCCUCGGAGGAGACGUGUUUGACCCACAGGGAACACUGACUGGAGGAGCGCGGCCCCAGAUGGCCUCUGUGUUGUCUAAGCUGGCUGAAGUGAAGGACGUCCAGGAUGAUCUGACCGCUAAGGAGGCCGAGCUGACCAGUGUGGAGAAGGAGAUCGCUGGCCUCAGAGGCACUGCAGAUAAGUACCGCAACCUGAAGCAGCAGCUCGACCUGAAGACAGAAGAGGCUCAGAUCCUGGAGACCAAACUCCAGCAGAGUUCCUUCCACCAGCAGCAGGAGGAGCUGGAUGCUCUCCAGAAGACCAUCGAGGAGAGCGAGGCCACUCUGCAGAAGACUAAAGAGGUCCAGAAGAAGUCCGAGGAGAAGUACAAGGUGCUGGAGAACAAGAUGAAGAACAAGGAGGCUGAGCGGGAGAAGGAGCUGAAGGCAGCCCAGAAGAAGCUCAACGAGGCCAAGAGCAAGGCGGACGCCUACAACAAGAAGCUCAAAGAGCAACAGCAGGAAGUGGAAACUGCGUCUCUGGAGCUGGAGGACCUGAAGCGGGAGCAGGCCGGUUACCAGCAGCAGAUUGAGGCCGUGGACGAGGCCAUGAAGGCCAUCCAGGAGCAGAUCGAUGCCAUGUCCGAGGCGGUCGCUGCUAAUAAGGACGCGGUGAAGAAGGCCCAGGAGCAGCUGAGCCAGCAGAAGGAGGUGAUCCUGGGCCAGGAGCGUGAGAUCAAGGGCAAGACGAGCGAGGCCAACCGCCUGCGCGAGCACAACAACGAGGCCCAGCUCAAGAUCAAGGAGCUAGAGCACAACAUCAGCAAGCACAAGAAGGACAGCGCCGACGCUGAGGCCAGGGUCGCUCGGAUGCUGGCGGAGCACGAGUGGAUCACCUCGGAACGGCACCUGUUUGGCCAGCCCAACUCGGCCUACGACUUCAAGGCCAACAACCCCAAGGAGGCGGGCCAGCGCCUGAGGAAGCUGGAGGAGACCAAGGAGAAGCUGGAGAGGAACGUCAACCGCCGCGCCAUGAACAUGCUGAGCGAGGCCGAGGAGAGGUACAAUGACCUGAAGAAAAAAAAGAGAAUUGUGGAGAACGACAAGGCCAAGAUCCUUGAGACCAUUCAGGAACUGGAUGAGAAGAAGAAUGAGGCUCUGAAUGUGGCCUGGCAAAAGGUGAAUAAGGACUUUGGCUCCAUCUUCUCCAUGCUGCUGCCCGGUUCUGACGCGCGGCUCGCCCCGCCUGAGGGCUGUGGGGUUCUGGACGGGCUGGAGUUUAAGGUGGCUCUGGGCAACACCUGGAAGGAGAACCUGACAGAACUCAGUGGGGGACAGAGAUCUCUAGUGGCCCUGUCUCUCAUCCUGGCCAUGUUGCUGUUCAAGCCGGCUCCCAUCUACAUCCUGGACGAGGUGGACGCCGCUCUGGACCUCUCUCACACACAGAACAUCGGCCAGAUGCUGCGCACACACUUCACACACUCACAGUUUGUUGUAGUGUCGCUGAAGGACGGCAUGUUCACCAACGCUAACGUGCUCUACAAGACCAAGUUUGUGGACGGCGUGUCGACAGUGUCCCGCACAGCCCAGGUGCAGGAGGGGAAAGGACCCGGUCAGAAAGCCCAGGACAAGGCCAAGAUCAAGAAACAGCGACAGAUCCUGGCCAACUAAUAAAUAACCUGCUCCAUACAAUACAAUAAGUGUCUCCAUUCUCUGUCUGUUUCAUGUCUUUUUUUAUGUGUUGUAUGUGUUCUGUUUCUCUUUACUGGUCAGCUGUUUCCAAGCUAAAUUAUGUCUGUCAUUUAUUCCUGUAACACCCAUAUAUGAUUUUAUACAGCAUUGUAUUUUAUGUCUAAUAAAGUUAUACAAAACAUGA
This is a messenger RNA of Alosa sapidissima (American shad), 3979 nucleotides long. RefSeq names its product structural maintenance of chromosomes 2 (gene smc2). The coding region runs from base 175 to 3774 and encodes 1199 amino acids. Lineage: Eukaryota; Metazoa; Chordata; Actinopteri; Clupeiformes; Clupeidae. Gene Ontology annotation, cellular component: chromosome. The transcript is spliced from 24 exons. The record is from RefSeq and is a predicted model, not a curated record. Gene Ontology annotation, biological process: chromosome organization. Gene Ontology annotation, molecular function: protein binding; ATP binding; ATP hydrolysis activity.